AUGCCCGUAGGAUUAUCUCGAAAACAUACCGCCUAUUAUUGGGGUUCAAAAUUAAAAUCCGAAAAUAGUAAAAUACUAUUAAAAAAUCCUACUUAUUUAUUUGCUAAUCUUAAAACCCCUACUGGAGAUGCUGAUACAAUUUGGCAUAGUCUAGGGUUAUCGAGUGUAUUACAAAGUGAAUAA
This is a messenger RNA of Cetraspora pellucida, 183 nucleotides long. The record is from the annotation of a GenBank genome assembly. NCBI's taxonomy places the organism in Eukaryota, Fungi, Glomeromycota, Glomeromycetes, Diversisporales, Gigasporaceae.